AUAAGAGACAACCAAUAUGCGUUCUCUCAUUUAACUGUAACAGUUCUCAUUGAUAUCAUCGUUCUCCUAGUAUUAUCAAAUAUAUUUAAAUAUAAAGAAAAAUAUUUCAUCAUGAAUAAUUUAAUAAUUUGUCUCGUGGCCGCAUUUUCCAUCGUUCAGAUCAGCAACGUCCAAGCAGAGUCCUUGGAAGUUUUGAAAGCACGCCUUGAAAAGGCAAAAGGAGAUGUCAAUAUAAUAAUCAAUGAUCUUACAAGAUCGAAAAGAAAUCUUGAAUUUGAUUUAAACGUGAAAUUAUCCAACAAUAAGAUCAACUCAAUGCAGUCCAUAAAUGAUAUGACAAAUCCGGCAAUGAAUGAGAUUCGCAAUGCCGUGAAAGCUGCCAAGGAAGCUGGCAAAAAUGCCGAUCAUUGUUUAGAAUCUGGUAGGCUUGCGCUUAGAGAUAUCAGUCAGAGUUCAUUUGCGUCAUUGGAUGCAUGUUUAACUAAUGCCAAACAAGGUAUUGUACCAGCCCAAAAUAACAUGGACGCUACCAUUGGUGUUGCCAGGAAACUUCUAGUAACGUUGGAUAGUAUAUUUAUUAACUGUUACUCGAGUAAUAUAUACCAAAUGCAAGGCUGUAUCGCUCUUGCCUUGGGCAAUGCUAACGGUACCAUCAGAAAUCUCAAAACCACUGCUGACAACGUGAAAAGUAGUGGCAACGUAGCAGCCAGCAAUUCCAACAUCAAAGGAAACGCUUGCUUUUCCGGCGUUGUUACCUCGACCCGUCCGAAAAUCCCUGUUGCAUUGAAUGCCGCGAAGGCGUGCAUAAAUAACGUGUAAAAAAAUAUAAAAAAAAAAAAAAAAAUCAAAACAAAUAACUUCAUUAGAUGGAUUUUAAAAUGCUCGAACAUUCGAUCGAAGUGGCACAAACGAUAACGUAACGUCGACGAGCGACAUUAAGAGAAAAAAAGAAAAGAGAAAA
Molecule: messenger RNA, 961 nt
Organism: Vespa mandarinia (Asian giant hornet)
Lineage: Eukaryota; Metazoa; Arthropoda; Insecta; Hymenoptera; Vespidae
Source: RefSeq, a predicted model, not a curated record